UAAGUACAGCUCCAGGGUUCCAACACCCCUCUCUGGCCUCCUCAGGCACCUGCUUGCACAUGGUACACAUAUAGACAAGCAGGCACACACAUAUGAAUAAAAAAAACGUAAAUAAAAAGGAAUGGACUAUUCAGAAGAUCCAUUAUAAAGCAAGAGAAAAUGUUUUUGUUGGAGAGGUUGAUUGGGAGCAGUGAGCUCUUUUUAGGUGCCUGGAGCUUUAUUUCUAAGCUUCCUAACCCCAGGAGUGAAGAAUCCAGUCUCUGCUCUGGAGUACACAGUGAAAGCAGCAGGCCUGGCACACCCAGUACUCAAUGGUCCCAGGAGGAAUGACUGAAGUCAGAUUAGUUUUAGGGCAGGUUGGACGUAGCUAUCCCAAGGGAUAAUGAGGUCAAUGUUCAGCUUAAAUAUAGAGCCUUGCAAUGCCAAAGGAUGUCCUAGUCAUUAAAGCUUUGCUGGCCUAUGUUCAAUCUUUCCUGGGGGAAGUCAAAAAGCUAUUGGUUGGGAGAAUUGAAAAGACUACACCAAAAAGGAAACGAUUGUAUUUUUCAGAGCUUGAAUUUCCCUGGAAAUCAAGCCGGAGACUGGGGUCUCCAUAACCCUUCUGAAUAGUGGAGGGUUACAGAGGACAGGGAGGGAGCAGAGAAGAGGAUGUGCCUCUAAACCCACGUAACUAGGCAUUAGGAGGAGUGAGAGGGCAGGUCUGGAAAGCCCAUCAGCCAGAGGGAAAUCUUCCCAGCCUGUGGUUGAAGGUAGGCGUGCACUGGUGCCUGUGGUCUCCAGGGGGCGCCUGUGCACAACCAUGAACAAGCUUCGUGGUCCAGGCAGGAGGAGGGCUGGACUGAGGACAAGCAGAGGUGGCUUCCUCUGGUGAGAGGAAUAAAAGCAAGGUCAGUGCUGUGGUGAGUGCUGGAGAAGAGUUACCUUGUGACUUAUGACCUGUGACCGGCACCAAAGUUGCCCGCAAAUUCAUAGCCCAGAGUUCCCAAAUGGAUGUAAUUUUCUGCCUCACAGUUUUUGUCUAGAAGUUGGGCUUCAUUUGUGUUGCCUGCUUGUGAAACACUGUGGCGUUCUAGUGAGUCCCUGGAGGUAUUGCAUUUAAGCCACUGGAUGAAUGGAUGACAGACAGUUAGGAAACAACAAUGUUAAAGGGCCAUCAACACUUUUCUGAGGAGCUGUAUGGGAAGAGACUAAACUGUAAAAUGAGCAUCUAGUGCUGUUUCUCUUUUAAGGACUCUGCUAGGCAGAGGGAGACUGGCCUACAAAUUAGUAAUGGAUCCCCAGAAAGGCUAAAUACAGAGGCUGUGAGAAGAAAGGGAGUCUAGGAGUAUCAGCUACCAGUGCAGAUCCAGCCAAGAGAUGUCUUAUGAUGGGAGAAGGUGGGUGUCGGGCCUCAGUUAUAGGAGCUGUGUCCUUUGUUUUCUGGAAUCUAGCUUUGCUCACUGACCCAUGAGGAAGUAGUGACACUAACAGCACAUGUUCGUUUUUUAGGCAGGAGGGGACAUUGUAUGUGAUGGCAGAAGCCUGGUGUCAUGCCCCAGAGUUCCCAGAGCUCUGAUUUUCUAGUUGGAGGAAUUUUUGCAGCAUAGAAAAGAGGGGCAAGAGGAGUAGAUCAUGUGCUCAGCAUGAGCACAGUGUGCAGUCUGAUCGCAUCACUUAAUAAUGGAGAGAGUUAGCUCAGGCUUCCCUAAGGUUGUGUAGAAGAUAUAAGGACCAUAAGACCACCCAAGAAGGAUCACUAAGGAACAGAGGUCUGGGAGACUCGGGCUAAAGCCUAGCCGGCACUACCUACAGUUCUCUGAGCUGACAGCAAAUCUUGGGUGGAACUGAGGCAGGCUUUGGAAGAGGUCUCAGAGAGUGAUGAGAAAAGCAGGUACUGGAAGUGGCAGGUGAUGUCCAGGAAUGAGAAGGACGUGGAACCGAAACAUUGGGGAGAGAAACAGGACCAACAGAGAAAGGGCAGUGACAAGCAAAUGUGACCCCCUAGAGUUCAGUACAUACCUGUCCUAAAGAUACCCCCAUUAAUAAUGUCCACUUGCUUCAGAAGAGGGGGAAUUCUCAGAAAUGGAAUGAUACGAGCCAAAGCAGGUCAGGAGGUGAACACAGAACAACAGGGCUGGGAUGGCAGAGUGCUUGCCUGGUGUGUGGGAAACCCCGGAUUGCUUAAGAAACAGAACUAACAGAAAGCAAUCAGUAAGUAGCUGGAAAAAAUAAUUCCAAUUUUAGUGGGUGGCAUAUAGGGAACGAGAGGCCCAGAGGUCAGAAAAGCUGGUCUAGAAAACAUGUAUGGAGAAGGGAACACUGAAGCCAAAAUCUGUUGUAAAGGUUGUGCAAUCCUAGUUACAAUUCACUGUGUUCUGUGAUAGGUAAAUAAAGCGUUUCCCCACUAAGUUGGAAUCAUCGAGAGAAAUUAUAGGUAAAAGACGCCUCUUUGGGCCCUGUUACUGUCAGGCCUCCCCUCAGAAGCUUUUCACAACUUUUUUUUUUUUCCUGGUAGGGGUUGAAUUAGGGACAGGGUAUGGAUUAUUUGGCAAUAGUGUGAGACAAUAUCUCCAAACCAGUAGUCCAGAGAUAAAGCUGUAAAAGUUUGGGGUACCCCCAGGAGAGGCUCCCAUGACUGAUGCUUGGAAAAGAUUCUCUUGAAUAUUUCUGAGGAAGCGCAUUUGUGUGUGCAGGGUUAUAAGCAGUAGUCUGUUUAGUUGCCGUAGGCCUUAGUUGAGUUGGACUUGAUACUCAGUACACAGAAAAGGUUCAUCUCCCACCCCUGCUUCUUUCCUCUCCCAUUGUAGAGAUAAACUCAGCCUCAGAAAGGUAACCGUCCAUCCUGUCCUGAUUUAUGAGCACCUAUACCUGUUGUCAGUAUGUAAGAGAGUCACAGAGGAUAUGAGCUAGUCAUGGCUGAAAAUUUGCUGAAGGGGGUGGGGGCUACUGCUGGGAAGAGAGUCUUGGAUUCGGAUUUCUUUUUAGACUUUGACCUUAUUUGCUGUGGUGUCAUCUGCCAAUAUUGUCACAGUCUUGGAAGUCCAGUCUUUCUCAAUAAGGUUGGAAAUGGGGGUGGUGCUGAACUAUAUAAGCUCAGCCUCAUGCCCAGUGCUGUCCCGUGGCCUUUCCAGCUCAGCAUGGCUAGGACAGUGGUAGCACCAGUGACCCUGGUGGUGCUGGGCCUGUGCUGGUCCCUGGCUGUUGCCAACCCUCUUCCUUCUGCCCAUGGGAAUGUUGCUGAAGCUGAAAGUGGGAGCAAGCCAGACUCAGAUGUAAUCGAGCGCUGCUCAGAUGGCUGGAGCUUUGAUGCUGCCACCCUGGAUCACAAUGGGACCAUGCUGUUCUUUAAAGGGGAGUUCGUGUGGAGGGGUCAUGCAGGGAUCCGGGAAUUAAUCUCAGAGAGGUGGAAGAAUUCCACCAUCUCAGUGGAUGCUGCAUUCCGCCGUGGUCCCGACAGUGUCUUCCUGAUCAAGGGAGACAAAGUCUGGGUAUACCCUCCUGAAAAGAAGGAAAAUGGAUAUCCAAAAUUGCUCCAAGAAGAAUUUCCUGGAAUCCCAUACCCACUGGAUGCAGCUGUAGAAUGCCACCAUGGAGAAUGCCAGAGUGAAGGCAUAAUCUUCUUCCAAGGCAACCGCAAGUGGUUCUGGGACUUUGCUACAAGAACCAAAAAGGAACGUUCCUGGCCGGCUGUUGGGAAUUGCACCUCAGCCUUGAGGUGGCUUGAACGUUACUACUGCUUCCAGGGUAACCAGUUCCUGCGCUUCAACCCAGUCACAGGAGAGGUGCCUCCCAGAUACCCUCUGGAUGCCCGUGACUACUUCAUGUCCUGCCCUGGCAGAGGCCAUGGUAGACACAGAAAUGUAACUGGUCACGGGAAUAGCACCCAUCCUAUGCAUUCACGCUGUAGCCCAGAUCCCGGCUUGACUGCAUUAAUGUCCGACCACCGUGGUGCCACCUACGCCUUCACUGGCUCCCACUACUGGCGUCUGGACACCAGCCGUGAUGGGUGGCACAGCUGGCCCAUCGCUCAUCAUUGGCCCCAGGGUCCUUCAACAGUAGAUGCUGCCUUUUCCUGGGAUGAUAAAGUCUAUCUGAUCCAGGGCACUCAAGUAUAUGUCUUCCUGACAAAGGGAGGCAAUACCCUAGUAAGUGGUUAUCCAAAGCGGCUGGAGAAGGAAAUCGGGAGCCCUCCCGGGAUCAGCCUGGAGACUGUGGAUUCGACCUUUACCUGUCCAGGUUCUUCCAGGCUCUAUGUCACAGCAGGACGGCGGCUCUGGUGGCUGGACCUGAAGUCAGGAGCUCAGGCGACAUGGACAGAGCUUUCUUGGCCCCAUGAGAAAAUUGAUGGGGCCCUGUGUUUGGAAAAGUCCCUUGGCCCCAACUCAUGUUCGUCCAACGGUCCCAGCUUGUACCUUAUCCAUGGGCCCAAUUUGUACUGCUACAGCAGUAUAGACAAACUGAAUGCCGCCAAGAUGGUUCCUCAGCCCCAGCAAGUAAACGGCCUCCUUGGCUGCCGUCAGUAAGAAACCCUGAUGGGUAUUCACCCAGCCCAGCCCAGCCACCUCUCCUAAUAAAACCA
Molecule: messenger RNA, 4558 nt
Organism: Peromyscus eremicus (cactus mouse)
Lineage: Eukaryota; Metazoa; Chordata; Mammalia; Rodentia; Cricetidae
Gene: Hpx
Product: hemopexin
Exons: 10
Coding region: 2892-4502 (536 amino acids)
Source: RefSeq, a predicted model, not a curated record